Molecule: messenger RNA, 1457 nt
Organism: Panicum virgatum (switchgrass)
Lineage: Eukaryota; Viridiplantae; Streptophyta; Magnoliopsida; Poales; Poaceae
Product: transcription factor MUTE-like
Exons: 1
Coding region: 50-562 (170 amino acids)
Biological process (GO): positive regulation of DNA-templated transcription; stomatal complex development; guard cell differentiation
Cellular component (GO): nucleus
Molecular function (GO): DNA-binding transcription factor activity; protein dimerization activity
Source: RefSeq, a predicted model, not a curated record
UCGAUCACCCAUCUAUUAUCGAACGUGAUCAGCUGCAGCAGGCAGCAGAAUGUCGCACAUCGCGGUGGAGCGCAACCGGCGGCGGCAGAUGAACGACCACCUCAAGGUGCUCCCGUCCCUGACGCCGGCGCUCUACAUCAAGCGCGGCGACCAGGCCUCCAUCAUCAGCGGCGCCAUCGACUUCAUCCGGGAGCUGCAGCAGGUGCUCGAGUCACUCGAGGCCCGCAAGAGGCGCCGCAGCACCAACACCAGCGGCGGCUUCAGCCCCAGCCCCACGCCCAGCCCGCGCUCCCACCUCGCCCUCUCCUCCUCCUCCUCCGGCUGCGGCGCCGCCACCCCCCCGUCCCCGCCGGUACUGGCGGUCAAGGAGCUCGCCGCCUGCUGCAACUCCCCCGUGGCCGACGUGGAGGCCAGGAUCUCCAGCGCCAACGUCCUGCUGCGCACGCUCUACCUGUCCCGCAACCACAUCUCCGGCGCCAUCCCCGACGCCGUCGCCCGGCUCCAGCGGCUCGUCCGUGUGGACCUCGCUGACAACAGCCUGAGAUCGGCCGCAAAGCCGUAGCCGCUGGGGCCGCGCCCUCCUGCUGGUCGGGCGGCGCAGCGCUGCCGGAGGCAGACGCUCGGGCUCCGGCUCCGGCGACCGGGGCUGCGACUUCCGCGCCGGCGGCAGACGGAGGCGUGGAGAUCUGCCCAAGAUCGGCGGCGGCCAUGGGUAUCGCGCGGGAGGGGCGGCGCCCGCGAGGGGCUCAAGGCCGGCGGCGGGAGAGACGGCAGGCCCCGAGGGGCGGCGCUUCCGGGUCGUCCGCGGCUGCGGCGCCGCGGGGGAGCCGAGCCGUCGUGUUCGUGGGCAAAGGCGCCGGAGGUGGAGGACCAAGCUGACAAGUUCCCCACCUGGCAGUGAGAGAAGCUGUAGCACCCAGUUUUCGGAGAGGGAGAAGAGCGGAGGAGAUUAGGGGCAGUGAGGAUAUUUCGCGCGAGCUUGCUGACAGCGCUAUCGUGUCUGGCCGACGUGGCGGGUCAUAUCAGCCAAAGUGGUAGAAAUGAAAGAGCCGCGAAAUGAAAGAGCCGCGAAACAAGAGUGCUAAAUAUGUAGACGUCAUUUUAAGAGUGAUAAUUGAGCUAGUGUCAUCCGUUAUAAUAGUAAAAAUGUAAAAACCCCCCACCUCGGUAGCGGACAUCUCAUCGGGAACCGGCCAUGGGCGCGUCAUCCUAUGCAGCGCACUCCCACGGUCGAUACCUCCUCGGAGGCGCACGAGCGGCGGGAGCAGGAACCCUCGCCUCCGCCGCGCUCAACGUCAGGUCGUUUGCCCGAUCAGAUCCACCCGCCCACAGAACAGAUCGAAGCCACUGACCUCACCGCCUCGCGUCGCUUCGGCACGCCGAGCUCAAAUCGGACAUCGAAAUCGGUGCCGAUUCCGCCCCGUUAGCUGAUAUGCGGCGGGAGGGUGGUGGCCCUA